AAGUCACGCAGUAGGAGGAAACAGACCUCGACAGCUAAGAUGGCGGAGGAGCAACAGGAAACUUCACAGGGAGAGAUGGAGGGAGUGAACUGCCUUGCGUAUGAUGAGGCCAUAAUUGCUCAACAGGACAGAAUUCAGCAAGAGAUAGCCAACAGUAACCCUUUAGUAUCUGACAGACAGAAUUUGUCAGUGCUGCAGAAGGAGUAUGCCGAGGAGGACAUAGUUUAUCAGCUCAAGAUCAAGGACCUAUACAAAAAUUACUCGUACAUUCGUAAGACGCGACCAGAUGGGAACUGUUUCUACAGAGCCUUCGGUUUCGCACAUCUCGAGUCCCUGCUAGAUGACAGCAAAGAACUACAGAAGUUCAAAGCAGUUGCAUCAAAAAGUAAACUGGACCUGGUUAAUGAAGGCUUCACUGAGUUUACCAUUGAAGACUUUCACAACACUUUCAUGGACUUGAUCGAACUGUGUGAGAAGCAGCCAAGUCUGCAAGAGCUGCUGAACUCCUUCAAUGACCAGAAUGUGUCAGACUAUGUGGUCGUUUACUUACGGCUGCUCACCUCAGGCUACCUGCAGCGAGAGCAUGGCUUCUUCCAGCAUUUCAUAGAGGGAGGACGCUCUGUGAAGGAGUUCUGUCAGCAGGAGGUAGAGCCAAUGUCUAAAGAAAGUGACCACAUUCACAUCAUCGCCUUAGCCCAGGCCCUGGACAUAUCGAUCCUGGUGGAGUACAUGGACAGAGGAGAGGGUGGAACAGUCAAUCACCACGUCUUCCCUGAAGGCGGCGACCCUCGAAUUUUCCUCCUCUACAGACCUGGCCAUUAUGACAUCUUGUACAAAUAACACUCCUGGCCACAGCCCCACAGUCAUCCUCCUCCUGCUGAACGCGAGAGCAGUGGGUUAAAAAUAAACUUCAACAGCCAUGCUGAGGAAGCGUACAUCUGUGUAUGAGAUUACACUCAUGUAUUUGAAAAAAAAAAAAUUUAAUUACAUUACAUGCCUCUCUUACCCUGUUCGACCCAAGCCCCCGAGUUUCCCCUCAGUCAUCACCAAAUGGUUAAUGAAAAAGAAUCCUUUGAAAAAUAGAAGUUACUCCAGGCAUUUAGAGUUGUACAGGUUUUUUUUGUGGUUGUAAAUGUUAUCUACUUGCUUUAUGUUGGAUUCUUUUCCUUUGUUACACUGCGUUUCAUUGAGUUUUAUUAAAGGGAUUUACAUCUUA
This is a messenger RNA of Solea senegalensis (Senegalese sole), 1216 nucleotides long. RefSeq names its product OTU deubiquitinase, ubiquitin aldehyde binding 1b (gene otub1b). The transcript has 7 exons. Gene Ontology annotation, cellular component: nucleus. Gene Ontology annotation, biological process: negative regulation of double-strand break repair; protein K48-linked deubiquitination. The record is from RefSeq and is a predicted model, not a curated record. Gene Ontology annotation, molecular function: ubiquitin binding; cysteine-type deubiquitinase activity. The coding region runs from base 40 to 840 and encodes 266 amino acids. NCBI's taxonomy places the organism in Eukaryota, Metazoa, Chordata, Actinopteri, Pleuronectiformes, Soleidae.